AUGGCUCAGCAUCCUCUCCAGAAAGCAGACUCGCCUACCCGCGGCUUCUCCCUGCUGUGGCAUCUUGUCGGCAUCACCUCGUUCACGUCCAGCUACAAGUUCUUGCUCGAUUGGAAGACGCCCGUGAGCGAGUCCUACGGCUGGCACCUGCAAUUCCUCACCAUCAUUGCACUGACGCUUUCGUUUGUGACCUUUGUCGUCGCGGUCGUGGCCGAUGUGACGCGCAGCGCCACCCUCUUUGGCGUCAAGAACUCGCUGUCCAUUGUGGCCACGCCGCUUAACGUCGUCGUCACGACCCUCUACUAUGGCAUCUCCGCCAUUGACCCGGAGCUCGUGGUCCCUCCCGAGUUCAGGAUCCCGCUCGCCGUGGAUCUUGGAUUCCACUUUGCUCCGAGCCUGCUUCUGGUGUUUGAUUACCUGGUGCUCAGCCCACCAUGGACGGUUGGCGCGCCCGUGGUCAUGGGCCUCAGCACCAGCAUUGCUUUUGGCUACUGGUACUGGAUUGAGCUCUGCUACAGCAAAAACGGCUGGUACACCUAUCCCAUCUUUGCUCUCCUCAACACUCCGCAGCGCGUUAUUCUCUUUACAUUUUCUGCUGUUCUGGUCACCGUGGCGUCAUCGGCUCUCAAGAUUGUCUACACCAAGCUUAACGAGCCGGCUGUAGCUGCAGCAAAAAAGACCAAUUAG
Messenger RNA from Beauveria bassiana ARSEF 2860, 687 nucleotides. Its product is annotated as integral membrane protein, putative. NCBI's taxonomy places the organism in Eukaryota, Fungi, Ascomycota, Sordariomycetes, Hypocreales, Cordycipitaceae. The transcript is spliced from 2 exons. Gene Ontology annotation, cellular component: membrane; endomembrane system. The coding region runs from base 1 to 687 and encodes 228 amino acids. The record is from RefSeq and is a predicted model, not a curated record.